Messenger RNA from Drosophila bipectinata, 1064 nucleotides. RefSeq lists its product as uncharacterized. Lineage: Eukaryota; Metazoa; Arthropoda; Insecta; Diptera; Drosophilidae. Gene Ontology annotation, molecular function: serine-type endopeptidase activity. Gene Ontology annotation, biological process: proteolysis. The record is from RefSeq and is a predicted model, not a curated record.
CCGUGAUCAGUUCGGUAUUGAAACUCAUCGAGACAAUAAUGUUGCGGCUUUUUGUGAUUUCCAUAGCUAUUUUGGCGGAAGCUUUAGCUUCUCCUACCGAUAGUGGGCUGUCUUUGAGAAGAGGUGAGCCUUGUCCCCAUAUGCUAAACUAUCCGGAGAGUAAGUGCGCGUAUAAUUGUCCGCAGAUUAAUGAGCUCGUGGAGAAGGGCUUUAUCACAGAGGUGGUUAAAUGCAAUAUUGAUAGCAUUUGUUGUCCCACCUCAAUGCUCCAAUCGGGAGGCACCACCUCAUCAACUAAUUCUGUUGAUAGAGUGCCAUUAUUUCCCAAAUCCAGAUCGAAUUUUAAUACCAGUUCCGGGUUUGUGUUCAAGUUCCCGCCUUUGGCUGAACUUAGGUACAUCACUAGCUCACAUGAUGAACAUCAGUACAGAUGUACAGCUUUAUUGAUUCGCGAGAAUUAUGUUCUAACAUCGGCUGGGUGUGUCGGCAACGAUCCUAUCGAGAGACCCGAACAUGUAUGCUUUGGAAAUUGUCAUAAUCUUACCAAGGCAGCCAAAAGAAAUAUAUCACACGAGAUUAGUCACGCUUCAAAAUACAGAUUCAAUAAUGAUCUUUCCCUCCUUAACUUUGAUGGCGGCUUGAAUUCUUCUGAAAUUCCUGUUAUUUGUAAAAAAAGAGAUUUGGAACACGCCGCCCGACUUGUAGCCGUUGGUUUCACCCGAAGAGAAGAAAACUGCAAUCUAUUCCAAGAGAAUAUAGAAAUAAUGCCAUUCGAGCAUUGCCAAAAUCUGGAAAAUAAUUUCAAGGUCGAGGGUAUAGACGGUGAUAAGGAUACCCAUUUCUGUGCCAGGCCCAUUAACAUGAAAAAGAAUGAUCUAGGAUCCUGUACUCGAUGCCUACGCGGCAGUGCCAGUGUCCUGUUUGCCAUUCUAUCGGACUACAGUCAUUGUGUUUUGGGCAUAGCCACGCCCACAAUCAGUAGCUGCUACUAUAGCUCGGCGGUACUGUACUACACCAGUUUAUUGAAUCCGGAUGUCACGAACUUUAUUAAAUCAGCGAAAUGA